This is a messenger RNA of Suillus clintonianus, 1857 nucleotides long. RefSeq names its product amidohydrolase family-domain-containing protein. The record is from RefSeq and is a predicted model, not a curated record. The coding region runs from base 1 to 1857 and encodes 618 amino acids. Lineage: Eukaryota; Fungi; Basidiomycota; Agaricomycetes; Boletales; Suillaceae. The transcript has 15 exons. Gene Ontology annotation, molecular function: hydrolase activity, acting on carbon-nitrogen (but not peptide) bonds.
AUGAGUUCCUCAGGAGUCCCAGUCAAGUCUGAGCCGGCAAGUGGGCAGAGUACUAGUAUCAAUCAACCUCAGCGUCGAAGCUGGUUAACUAGAUCACGGUUCCUCGCCCUCUUGGUUGCGCUGGGAGCGACCGUGACAUGGCUCAAACCUGAAACCCAUUCCUUGGACUAUGCAGUCUGUUCUGCCAACCGCAAAGUCUACACAGUCGACUCGGAUCUUCCGAAUGUCCAAUGCAUCGUCGUGCAUGAUACCCUCAUCUCAGACACAGGUGAUCUAGAGGACAUAACCUUACGCUGGAGGCAACGACAGUUAUCAGAGAUCCCAGGCGUCAUCCAGCUACCAUGGCCAUUCAAUUUACUCGAGCCGUCUCUGAGAGUAAUAACCAUCCAACCUGACAGUAUCGUAGUUCCCGGACUGACUGAUGCUCAUGCUCAUAUGUUGCAGUAUGGCUUUAAGAUGAAUCUAAACUUGGAGGACUGUACCUCUGUAGAUGAGGUCUUGAGCUACUUGAAAGCUUAUGUUAUAUCGAAUCCCGACAUUCUAGGCGAUCCCACUCGAUUUAUAGAGGGUAUGGGAUGGGACCAGAAUAAAUGGCUCGGAGCGCAAUAUCCUCAUGCCGAUGACUUUGACAGGGAACCACUCCUUCGCGGUCGGCGAAUAUCCCUCGCUCGUAUUGAUGUUCAUGCCUCCUGGGUGUCCAACCGCGUGCUGCAGCUCAUGGCACCUCUCCCAGAGAACGUCGAUGGUGGGCUGAUUAUUCGCGACGAGCACGGAAAACCUACCGGAAUAUUCGUCGACAAUGCUAUGGAUCUCGUUCCCUCACAACCCUUCAGCGAGACCCGUGCGAUGGAGUACUUCACCCGCGCUACUACUGACGCGCUCGCAGUGGGUCUGACUACAGUGCAUGACGCAAUGUCAGUCCCAGAGGAAAUACGGUUCUACAAGAAGUGCCAGUCUGUUGAACACGUGCAGCUCCGAUUUUAUCUCAUGGGUAGUGUGAACUCUGAUGACUAUUGGGGAGACCAAAUCCCGAGACUGAUCCAGCAUGGAGUUGGUGGACGAUUGACGGUGCGCAGCGUCAAACUUUUCACGGAUGGUGCGCUGGGUUCGUUUGGUGCUGCGCUCCUCGAGCCCUACAGUGAUAAUCCGUCAACGAGCGGUAUCAUGCGGGUGCAGCCGGAAGCACUUGCGAAGCUGGUGAGGGAGUUUUCUACAGAUGGUUGGCAAGUUAACAUCCACUGCAUCGGGGACCGGGCAAAUCAUGUCGUACUUGACAUUUAUGAGGAUAUGCUCGCCAACGCUUCAUUUUCCACAGACAACUUGCGACCUCGUAUUGAGCAUGCGCAGAUCUUGACACAGCAUGAUAUUAAACGGACUGGAAAGUUGGGCGUGAUACCUAGUGUGCAGCCAACCCAUGCGACAAGUGACAUGUGGUAUGCCGAGGAUCGGUUGGGUCCAAAGAGAAUCCAAGGCGCGUAUGCGUAUCGAGCUAUGCUCGACGCGUCUCCAAACAGAGUAUUGCCCCUUGGCUCUGACUUCCCUGUCGAGGGCAUCAACCCUCUUCUUGGUUUCUACGCCGCUGUUUCACGCCUUUCUGUAAAAGGCAGCUCGCCCCAUGGUCCCGGAGGCUGGUACCCAUCCGAACGCCUCACGCGCGCUGAAGCACUCAAAGGCAUGACACUCGACACUGCAUACGCGUCUUUCUCCGAGGAUACCCUUGGUUCACUUUCAAUUGGAAAGAAAGCUGAUUUCGUCGUUCUCGAUCGUGAUAUUAUGACGGUACCCGUUGAGGAUAUUUUAGGUGCCAAAGUAACAGCAACUGUAAUCGAUGGGGAAGUCGAGUACGGGAAUCUAUGA